AUGAAUUGCCUUAAAAGGUUGAUAUUGGCAUCAUUAGUGCUAAUAUUCCAGUACACACAUGUAGUAUGCGCUUGGAAAGUACCCUUAUGGAAUAAAGAGAAUACAUCAAUAUCGCUUCCUAGUGAAGAACUUAUCUCAGAAGUAACACGAACGUCCUCGCCGAAGAGGCUAACCACGCAAACACAAUCACCAUCACUGGACAUGAGAUUUGUGUCAUACACAGUUCGUUAUAAACAAGGUACGAAAAUUCUAACUAGUUUAGAACCGGGCCUAUAUAAAACACAUCAUAUUACAAGAAUAACGACCGUAGAUGCAAAUUAUUGGAGGACUAGAGUUCUAAAAGAAGGUGAAGAAUUACUUACAGACGAAUCAACUGUAUCUUCAGAUGAAGAGUUAACAACAGUAGCAGAAAAAAUUUCCCCUAUUUCAGAAGUUAGAGAAAAAAAUCAACGACAGACAGAAGAUCCUGUACCAUCUCUUAUACCAACAUCUACCAGAACAACUCAUAGGCAAAAGGGUAGGACUAGAACUGUUAAAUAUAGAGGACAGACUCUUACUGCAUAUCAAUCCGAAGGUGAAGAUGAUAAGGCCUUUGCUGCAAGGCUCAUAAAGGCCAGGAAGAUUAAAAAAAUUGCAAAUAAUAGACCCCAAAGUAAAAUAUCCGAAGUCGUUGUUGUGAAUACAUCCAAAACUGGCACACCUUCGAAUAAAAGAAUGAUAGACGAUUACUUAGAAUCAUCUUUGACGAAGAAGAGAACAGAAUCAGUGAUACUAAAUAUACCUACAACAAAAAGUGCAGUUACUGAACGUUCAAAAUCGAGGAAGUUUAUACGUACCCCGAUAAGAAGCACUUCAAAAGGGAAAACUAAAAGUACUGCUAAUGCUCUUCAGGGAAAACUCUUCUCAUCUCGAAGUUCAGUUUCCACCACAAUGGAGCAUGCACUGAAGUCCACUUCGCAUUUAAUAAAGGAUCUAAUCAGAGAAAAAAAAGAACACUCUUUGAGAUCAUCCACCAUUAAGUCGUUAACUGUACCUUAUAUGAGGGCUCGUACAUUAAAUGAUUUAACGUUGUCUAAUAUCCUAAUGCGCCCAGAUAUUGAAGGUGGUUUACAUGCUUUAGACCGAGAAAAUGGACAGCUAUUGUGGUCUAUAGAAGCAGAACAAUUUCAGCCUUUGCUCGAUGUCGUAGAGCCGUCCAGAUCUACUAUUAAUGAAACCUUGAUUGUGGAGCCAUAUGGCGAUGGGAACAUUUACUAUUUUAAUGUCCACCAAGGUCUACAAAAAAUCCCGGUAACGAUCAGACAGCUAAUUUUAACUUCUCCAAUGCAUCUGAAAACUAAUAUUGUCAUUGACGAUAUGGGUACAAUUAAAGAAGACGAAAAGAUUUAUACUGGUUCAAGAAAAACAAUAAUGUAUACCAUCGAUGCAAGAAAUGGUGAAAUCAUUUCCGCUUAUGGCCCUGGCACCGCCAAUAAAGUCUUUAGAAAGGAUAAACGUGCCUCUUGCGUCGAUGAACAUGGUGAAAAGACUUCUACUAAUAAAUAUUGUAAGAACGUUAUUGUUAUUGGUAAAACUAUUUAUCAAUUAGGUAUUCAUUCUCUUGAUGGCACUGAGUAUAAUAUUACUUAUGCAUCAUGGCAAGCAAAUUCCUUAGAUGUCCAUUUGAAUUCGGAGAACAAACUAUCAAAAGAUGGUAUUUUCAUCGCUCCAUUUAGAGAUAAAUCACUUCUAGCUGUUGACGCUGAUUUUAAUAUCGCGAGAUGGAUUUCUCCUAAUUUCCCCGGAAUCAUUGUUGGGAUUUUCGACGUGUUUGUCGAUGACCAACUUGGUGAAAAUGUGCUGGUACCUCAUCCGUUCAAUUCAUUCGAAGAUACAGAUUUCAAUGCUACUGAAAAACUUUAUUUAGAUCAAACGAAAAAUCAUUCCUGGUUUGCACUAUCUUAUGAACACUUUCCCUCAUUGGUAAGAGCCGCUCCAAUAUCAAAAUAUGAGACGAGCCCCAAGUGGAGAGUAUCAUCAAUAUUUGCAAAUGAAAACUUAUUUAAAACUGCUAUCGUUGGUGUCCAUAACCUCUUGUCUUCUAAUUAUGAACAAUUUAAUGAGAGGCCUGUACAUAUGGUUGAAGCACAAGAACCACAAACUAGAAAAGCUUUACAAUUAGAUUCAUCAUCGAAUGACAUAAGAAUUCCGCCAGAAAAUAAGGAACCAGAUACCGUUUUAUCUCGAGAAGAAUUAGAAGAAUAUAGAGUCAGAAUGCAAGAAGAAAUCACAAAAGAAAUAAUGGACAAGUACGAUUUCUCCCUAGUAUUCGUAGUAGGCAGGUUUAUUUACAGAAUAUUGGAAAGCGGUCUAAUUUUACUAUCGUCUUUGUUUUUAUUAACUAUUCUUCAAAAACUGCAUCUUGCACCACCUCUUUAUGAUCUCCUAGCGAAAAUGGGAUUAUUGCCUACCCCAACAAACGAAAAAAUAGAGCUGAUACCAUCACCAGUAGAAGAAGAAAUAAAAGAAAUCGUGGAAACAAAGGUGAAUGUUGGUGCUCCACCGGAUGACCAUUUAAAUAUUGCUUUUGAACCUUCAACUACGUCUGCUGAAUAUUCUAUUAAUAGCGGUGAAGAAGGCUUUGAAUAUGUUGGAAAAUUAGCCUCGAACAACCCAACUACUGAGAAAAAGAAAAGAAAGAGGGGUUCCAGAGGUAGCAAAAAGAACAAACGUAAAGGACAAAGCUCAAAUGUUGAGGUGGAGAGACAACAGACUGCUGAAGAGCAACAAAUAAGUCAAAGUCAGGAAAUAGAUAUACAAGGAGUGGCAUCACCUGUUCCACAACGGCUAUCGUCACCCAUCCUUCCACGGAUCUCAUCACCGAUUCCAUCACGAGUCUCGUCACCUAUUCCACCACGAGCAUCGUCACCAGUACCAGGUCAAAUACGGAGUAUAGAUGGUAUUAAUUAUGAGCAUGUUCUAAAUAACCUGGAAGUGUCAAAUAAAAUUCUCGGAUAUGGUUCGUCUGGUACAGUCGUUUUCCAAGGUACAUUCCAAAAUAGACCUGUUGCCGUAAAAAGAAUGCUGAUCGAUUUUUGCGAUAUUGCUUCUCGAGAGAUCAAACUAUUAACUGAAAGUGAUGAUCAUAAAAAUGUCGUCAGAUACUAUUGCUCAGAAACAACUGAUAAAUUCUUGUAUAUUGCUUUAGAACUUUGUACAUCAACUUUACAAGAUUUGAUUGAGAUGAAAAACCCAACAGAUGAACUACGGAGAAUUCAGAAACUGCUGGAUCCAAUAGAUAUUUUAUCACAAAUUGGGGCUGGUGUAGCUCACCUUCAUUCUUUAAAAAUUAUCCACAGAGACAUCAAACCUCAGAACAUUCUUGUUGCGAUAUCGAAGAAAGCGGCCGCUAAAAAUCAGAAAGAUACCCAACAAGUAAGAGUCAUGAUAUCUGAUUUUGGUCUCUGUAAAAAAUUAGACGCUGAACAAUCAUCUUUCAGAACGAGCUUGAAUAACCCAACAGGUACUAGUGGUUGGAGAGCUCCUGAACUGCUUGAGGACACUGCUGGUCAGAUUCUGCAAACAUUAGAUGAAAAUAACGAGUUUCAUCUUGCCCACGGCAGUCAUCAUCAAAACAAUUCAAUCCUUUCGUCAGACUCAUUCUAUGAUCCAUUAACUAAGCAGCGACUAACUCGUGCAAUUGAUAUAUUUUCCAUGGGAUGUGUAUUUUAUUAUGUUUUAUCAAAGGGGAAUCAUCCAUUUGGUGCAAGAUAUAUCCGAGAGGGAAAUAUUAUUAAAGGACGCUAUGAUCUUCAUGGUUUGAAAAGCACGUUGAGAGAUCGUGCCCUAAGAGUAGAAGCGGCCGAUCUAAUAGAACAAAUGAUUUCAAAUGAUCCAAAACGUAGACCAUCAGCGUUUGCUGUCUUACAACAUCCAGUGUUCUGGUUGAGUGCUAAGAAAUUAGAAUUUUUAUUGAAAGUAAGCGAUCGAUUCGAAAUAGAAAGAAGAGACCCACCUAGUCCAUUGCUACUCAAACUGGAGUCACAUGCCCGAGUAGUUUUUCCUCAUGGUGACUGGAGUCACAACUUCGACAAAGCAUUCAUGGAUAACUUAGGUAAAUACAGGAAAUACUCUGCAUCUAAGUUGAUGGAUUUAUUAAGAGCGUUAAGAAAUAAAUAUCAUCAUUUCAUGGAUCUACCUCAAGAUUUAGCGCAAAUUAUGGGUCCAAUUCCGAAUGGGUUUUACAAAUACUUCAGUAGGAGAUUCCCAAAACUACUGAUGGAAGUAUAUCAUCUAACUAAAGAUGAAUUAUCAGAUGAUCUUAUGUUACAUGAAUUCUUCGAGUAA
This is a messenger RNA of Naumovozyma dairenensis CBS 421, 4326 nucleotides long. It is a transcript of the gene IRE1, whose product is annotated as bifunctional endoribonuclease/protein kinase IRE1. NCBI's taxonomy places the organism in Eukaryota, Fungi, Ascomycota, Saccharomycetes, Saccharomycetales, Saccharomycetaceae. Gene Ontology annotation, biological process: intrinsic apoptotic signaling pathway in response to endoplasmic reticulum stress; IRE1-mediated unfolded protein response; mRNA processing. Gene Ontology annotation, molecular function: ATP binding; RNA endonuclease activity; protein serine/threonine kinase activity. Gene Ontology annotation, cellular component: IRE1-TRAF2-ASK1 complex. Bases 1 to 4326 code for a protein of 1441 amino acids. The record is from RefSeq and is a predicted model, not a curated record. The transcript has a single exon.